AUCACUAGUUUUCCUGUACUGAGCGGUGGCGGGAGAUUCACGCAUGCUCAUCUGUAUAAUCUGAGCUAAAUUUGCGCGAUUAUUGAAAUUACUUUAGUAACCAGCAAUGGCAACACAGCAGAACGGUUCUUGCUACACGAACAGAGCUUCGUCUGAUCUUGUUCACAAAAGCGACACAGUGGCUGCAAAUGGUGAAGUCCAGUUGGCGCGUAAUGGAGAUCACAAGCAGGCCUUACGAUUCACCUUUAGUGCCGAGCCUACUAUCGAAGACAUCAGACGGAUGCAAGCCGAAUUCACAGACGAGCGCGACUGGAACCAGUUUCACCAGCCUCGAAAUUUGCUGUUGGCCAUGGUCGGGGAAGUGGGAGAGUUGUCGGAGCUGUUUCAGUGGCGAGGGGAAGUCGCAGAAGGCUUACCGGACUGGACCGAGCCGCAGCGAGAGCACCUCGCCCAAGAACUUAGUGACGUCUUGAUCUACUUAAUCGAGCUGGCCGAGAAAUGUCACAUUGAUUUGCCACAAGCUGUACUGCGCAAAAUGGCCCUUAAUCGGAUGAAGUACCCGGCCAGCAAAGUUCACGGUUCGGCAAAGAAGUACACCGAGUAUAAAGACUCUUCCGAAUGAUUUUCGUUCUCCAGACAGUGUUACCCUGUUAUAUUAGCCGCGUUGCCUCCGUUGAAGGUGUUUUUAAAAGAAUUGCUGCCCUUUCAGGAACUGGAAGGUUUUCCAUCGUUGACUGUGGUCUUAUACGAAUGAAGUCUUUAAGUGACAUAACUUUUAUUUCCAUUUUAUGUUGGGUGAACCUAAAUGUAUUGUAUUUUAUUUUUUUGCAGUAGUAGUAAGAGAUGCUUUGUAAACUACCAAAGUGACAUAUUUUUUUUUUAUCCCCAAAUGUCUAAAGUUUGACCGGAAACUAGGAUUGGCGCGGUUUGGUUCUGCCGCUAACGUCAUGUUCCUUUUCAGUAAAUGACGCAUGCUCACCUUUUUUUUCUUCCCUCUGCCUCCUUCAUUUGCGUUGUACAAAAGCUAUCGUGGGCUCACCGCAUGAAGGCCGUAGCCACCAAACAUUGGGAGGGACACGUAUCCCCGAAAUUAAGAGAUUCUCAAAAGGCGCCCCCUCCAUAUACUUAGGUAAAAUAUUCCACUAAGUAGCUUUGCGCAAAAUCAGGAUCCGGCAGUAAUCCCAUCUCGUUAAUGGGACACUUAUUUUAACAACACCUUACCGGCAUAUCAGCACUGCCAACUUGCCAACGUCUCUGACUUGCAGGAAGAGGUAACGUUAACGUCAAUGCAUCUUUUUGCACUGAAACUGUAACUUUAGGCAUAAAUAUUUUACUAAGAGUGUAUGAAGUGGAAACAAACGUUUUGGUGAAAACACGCCAAUUUGCGAACGCUAAAUCAACCAUCGCCACUACUGACGUUAGAUAUCAUGGAUGGCUAUGUUACCUGUAAAGUUAGGCACACAUUCCUUCAGCGUUCAACAGUCACGGGUAUAUUCAGCUAACGUUAAUGUUUUUAUAUUUCGUUAUAUUUGUUAAAUCCCACGUGAAGUCUAAGUAAAGUGUCAAUCAUUGUAGUGAUGCGUAUGAACAUGUAGAGAGCAGUAGCUAUAUUAUUUCUUCAUCAUUUCAUCUCAUAAGAGUGAAUUCCCUGCCCCCCGGGUAGAUUUGGUCCUCCGCAUUGUUCAGUUCAUGUCUGAGUCUCGAUAGAAAUAUAUUGCAUUGUGGGAUAAAAGUACUGGUAUUUUUACAUUUCAGAGUUUUAAAUGUUGGUGUUACUAAAUACUUCUUAUUUUAUACAGAACCCACUUUUAUUCGUAUGUUUCUUUUGAAACAAAUGGAUGGUGUAGCACUAGUUUGUCCAUUUCAAGGAAUUUAAAUGCAACAUUCAGUCUAGGUCCUGGUGACCUGUGUGUGUGGGGGUCACAAUCAGCAUUGAAUGUGCAAAGUGGGCUAUGCUGGAGCAGGGGCAGCAGGACUGGCUUGACCUAGGUCACUGCACUAUAAUAUGUUUAGCUGUGCACAUGUUCUGUUACUAUGAUGACUACACUAAAUGUAGCAGAAAUGGAAUUUCAUAACUAAUGAAAUGGGACAUGUGACCCACAUGUUGUACAUAUGUAAGCCAAAUAUUCAUUUUAAAGUGAGAGUUCUAAUCUGGCAUCAAUUCAAAUGGCUGUAGUUAUGAAGAUGUAAAAGACAAAUGCUGAUUCCAGAUGAGCAUUAUUACAGAGUCACUAAAUGAUCCAACGAUUGAAAGCUUUUCUCUGCAGUCAGAUUUGUGAGGUUUAGUGUUUUGAAAUUAGCUGCACCCUUCAAGUGUUUGUAAGCUUAUCAGCCAUCUUCACUCUGUGUGUGUCACUGUUUAACCCCAAACCAUGUGAAACAUGGUAGUUGAAAUUGCUCUUGUAAUCCUGAGCUCUUAAAAUACCCGUGAGUGCUCACACAGCUGUCUGUGCUGCAAGAAGACAGAGUCUUAAGCUCAUCUUAACUGAUAGUGCUCAGUAUGUUUGCCCUACAAUUUGUGGUGUUUAUGGUGCUUCUUGAAUACCCAUCGCUGUUUCUUGCAACUUUGGCAUAUUACUCAAAAAUCCUGUGAUUUAACUGUCUGAAAAUUCAGAUAUAGGAUUUUUAUAGAUCAUUCAAGCCUGCUUUAUUCCACCUGAAAUGCGUGCUGCGUGACAAUAUAUUUCAAAUGGCAUCUGAGUUUGCCAUUUAGAUCAAAGCUCCUCAGUAAAUACAGGGUAUGUAAGUACAGGGUCCUCUGGCAGUGGUGUUGAAUAGGGACAAAUGGUUCUUCUCAUCUUUAUUGCUUUUCUGCACAGCAUUUGCAAGUAUUUAACAGCUCUGUGUGUGUGGCUCAGAGCACUCUGUGGUUGGCAUUGCUGCAUUUUUUUUUGUUAUUGUACCCUAACGACAGUUCACCAGUUUUUUUAUUUACCCCACUUUGUUUUUCUGGCCAGUGUAAAUCCUGUGCUGAGGCUCUGUAUACAUGCGCAGUAAUUAUGGGUAAUGCAUAUGGAGUGCACAGUGCAGUGCUGCAGAUCUGAUUGUUGUUGGGGGAGCAUGCGCUAGAGUUCUCUCUCUCUCUCUCUCUCGCACACACAUUCGUUGGAAUAAUUUAAAGCAUUGCCUGACUACUUAUCCCUUAAGUCAUGGAACGAUCUCACCAAUCUUGCUGGCAGCUUGAUUGGACUGAUUCUUGUCCUUUCUUUUUUUUUUUUAGUACGCUCUAGAAAUGGUAUUGGCUACAGAACAAAUUCAAAAAAGAAUAAAAGUUGCAUUCUUUCUCGCUCUUUCACUUGUUUCUUUUCCAGCCCCCUCACCUGUUUGUGGUGGUUGGUGGGUGGAACUGUCGGCCCCUGCACUGCGGUUGCAGCUGCCUCUGUACCCACCCACUAAUGGCUAUUCAGCGCGUGUUCCAGCUUUCAGAGAACUGCAUUCCCUCCAGUGGUCACACACAGCCUGAUGCAUCAUGCAUCGGUGUGAUCUGUAGGAAUACACAUUUGGACUUCCAUGCCUGCCCACCUCUGUCCAUGCGUACCAUAUGUGGCCCCACAAGCCUGUCAAACAUGCUGAUCGUUGUAGCAUUGAAGAAACUGUGUGUGGCACUUGAUCUAAGCAUAUAACAUGGAUAUUUUCAAGAAGUGCUUUGUGAUGCAUGAUUUACACCUACAUCAUGUUGCAUAACAAUGUUGACAGGUUUUCCACAUUUUUUUCCAUUGUUAGGCUGUAUAUUGUUUUCCUUUUACUGAAAAUAUCUGCUGAAAGAUUCUCAAUUUUUUGUUAUCAGUGAUUGGUAGAUUAUUGAAUUUUCAUUUAAAUAUUGUUCUCUAUUCAGUUAUUCAAUACCUUGUUUCACUAAGCAUUAAUGGUUCUUCUUCACUGUUAGUCACAGACAAAGUGCCUCACCAGGAUUGUAUUUAAAUGUUUUACUGUCUUACCUUUAUUUUUGGUUUUAUGUGAACUACAUGAUAUAUUUUCAAUCAGAUAUAAGUCAAAUAUAUUUGUGCAGGUUGAUUGUGUUGAUUAAUGAAUUAAUACAACUGGUGAUUGCAAAGCAGUAAUAAAAUCCACUGCUAUCAGUUAUAUAGCA
Messenger RNA from Electrophorus electricus (electric eel), 4090 nucleotides. NCBI's taxonomy places the organism in Eukaryota, Metazoa, Chordata, Actinopteri, Gymnotiformes, Gymnotidae. The record is from RefSeq and is a predicted model, not a curated record.